This is a messenger RNA of Mastomys coucha (southern multimammate mouse), 1092 nucleotides long. Its product is annotated as olfactory receptor 51F2-like. Gene Ontology annotation, molecular function: olfactory receptor activity; G protein-coupled receptor activity. Gene Ontology annotation, biological process: G protein-coupled receptor signaling pathway. Gene Ontology annotation, cellular component: membrane. The coding region runs from base 25 to 969 and encodes 314 amino acids. The transcript has a single exon. The record is from RefSeq and is a predicted model, not a curated record. Lineage: Eukaryota; Metazoa; Chordata; Mammalia; Rodentia; Muridae.
AGGCAUCUGUUUCCUUCAGUCACCAUGCCACCCUUCAACCAGAGUGCUGCCUACCCACCAAUCUUCUUCCUCACUGGCAUUCCUGGUCUUGAAACCUCUCACACCUGGAUCUCCAUCCCUUUCUGUUGUCUGUAUGCCAUCGCCAUCUCUGGGAACAGCAUGAUCCUCUUUAUCAUCAUCACUGAAUCAAGCCUCCAUGAACCCAUGUACUAUUUCCUGUCCAUGCUGUCCUUCACAGACCUGGGUCUGUGCCUUUCCACACUGGUAACUGUGUUGGGCAUCUUCUGGUUUAAUGUUCAAGAAAUUAGCUUUGAUGCAUGCAUUGGCCAAAUGUUCUUUAUUCAUGGCUUUACAUUCAUGGAAUCUUCAGUCCUCCUGGUGAUGGCCUUUGACCGAUUUAUUGCCAUCUGUAACCCACUGAGGUAUGCUAUGAUCUUAACCAAUUCACGGAUCAUUGCAGUAGGUUUUGCAAUCAUAAUUAGGGGAACCACAGCUCUUGUUCCUUUACUCCUGCUCCUCAAGCGUCUGUCCUUUUGUCGUAGUCAUGUGCUCCAUCAUUCCUACUGCUUCCAUCCUGACGUGAUGAAGCUUUCAUGCUCAGAUACUAGGGUCAACAGUGCCUUUGGCUUGGCCAUUGUCAUCUCUACUGCAGGCUUGGACUCUGUCUUGAUCCUUCUCUCCUAUGUUCUAAUCAUCCAUUCUGUCCUUUGCAUUGCAUCCAAGGAGGAGCGGAAAAAGGCGUUUGGUACCUGUGUCUCCCACCUCAGUGCUGUUGCCAUCUUCUACAUCCCUAUGAUAAGUCUGUCAUUGGUGCACAGAUUUGGGAAACAUGCCCCUCCCUUUGUGCACACUCUAAUUGCCAAUGUUUAUCUGCUGAUUCCCCCAGUAAUGAAUCCCAUAAUCUAUAGUGUGAAAACCAAACAAAUCCGCAAGGCCAUGUUGAAAGUAUUCUUACUUAAGCCAUCUUAGGAAAGUUUUAAAGUUAUUUUUUAAACAGAGUCUUCCUUGAAUUUCUGUUUUAUUAUUCACUUGUGUGAUUUAAUACUGUAGCUUGAAAGAGUCUGUUAACUAAUACAUUUAAUUUAUUUUAAU